This is a messenger RNA of Aspergillus japonicus CBS 114.51, 1845 nucleotides long. Its product is annotated as methylenetetrahydrofolate reductase (NAD(P)H) MET13. Gene Ontology annotation, biological process: tetrahydrofolate interconversion. Lineage: Eukaryota; Fungi; Ascomycota; Eurotiomycetes; Eurotiales; Aspergillaceae. Gene Ontology annotation, cellular component: cytosol. The annotation marks the transcript as partial. The record is from RefSeq and is a predicted model, not a curated record. The transcript is spliced from 3 exons. Gene Ontology annotation, molecular function: FAD binding; methylenetetrahydrofolate reductase [NAD(P)H] activity.
AUGCAUAUCAAAGAGAAGCUUUCUCAGAAUGAGGCUGCUGGGAGACCAGGAAUCUCAUUCGAGUUCUUCCCACCCAAAACAGCCCAGGGUGUCCAGAACCUUUACGACAGAAUGGAUCGCAUGCACUCCCUAGGUCCCUCUUUCAUCGAUAUCACCUGGGGAGCUGGCGGCCGCCUGUCCGAUUUGACCUGCGAAAUGGUCAAUGUUGCCCAGUCGGUGUAUGGCUUGGAAACUUGUAUGCACCUGACAUGUACCGAUAUGCCCGUCGAGAAGGUGGAUGCUGCGCUCCAGGCCGCUUACAAGGCUGGCUGCACCAAUAUCCUGGCUCUGCGUGGAGAUCCCCCUCGUGAAAAGGAAAAUUGGGAAGCCACCGACGGCGGAUUCCGCUAUGCGAAGGACCUGGUGAGGCACAUUAGGGAGAAAUACGGCAACCACUUUGAUAUCGGCGUCGGAGGUUACCCCGAGGGUGCGGAUGACAACCCGGACGUUGAUCUCUUGAUUGAUCACCUCAAAGAGAAAGUUGAUGCAGGAGCCUCUUUCGUGAUCACUCAGAUGUUCUACGACACGGACAACUUCAUUGACUGGGUAAAGAAAUGUCGGAACAAGGGCGUUGCGGUGCCCAUUAUCCCGGGUAUUAUGCCCAUCCAGACGUAUGCUGCAUUCAUCAGACGAUCGGAGUGGACGAAAACGCGGAUUCCGCCUGAUUGGCUGGAGGCCCUGGAGCCUGUGAAGAACGACGAUGCCGCUGUGAGGAACAUCGGUAAGCGCCUGGUCGCGGACAUGUGUAGAAGGCUCCUCGAGAGCGGUCUCAACCACCUGCACUUUUACACAAUGAACCUUGCUCAGUCAACACAAUUGGUUCUCGAAGAUCUCAACCUUCUACCGUCCGAGGAGACACCUCUUCAGAGAGCCCUGCCUUGGCGGCCGUCGCUUGGUCUCAAUCGCAGAGGAGAAGAUGUUCGUCCCAUCUUCUGGCGGAACCGCAAUUCUUCCUAUAUCGCUCGCACGCAGACUUGGGAUGAAUUCCCUAACGGACGCUGGACUGAUUCCCGGUCGCCUGCCUUCGGCGAGCUUGACAGUUAUGGCAUUGGUCUCAAGGGUACAAACGAGCAAAACAUCAAGCUGUGGGGACAGCCUAAGUCUAUCAGGGACAUUACCCAUAUCUUUGUCGACUUCCUGGAAGGCAAGUUGGCGCGACUGCCUUGGAGCGACAGCCCGAUUACCACCGAAGCCAACGCUAUUAAAGAUGACCUUAUCGAGCUAAACAAGAAGGGUAUCUUCACCAUCAACUCUCAGCCGGCCGUGAAUGGUGUGAAAUCCUCCCACCCGGUAUAUGGAUGGGGUCCCAAGAACGGUUAUGUCUAUCAGAAGGCAUACCUGGAACUCCUGAUUCCUUCCUAUCUACUUGAUGACCUGAUUGCCCGCAUCGAGAAGAACGGUUACCUCACAUACCACGCUGUCUCUAAGAAUGGGAACCUGCGGACCAACACCAAUGACAGCCCCAAUGCUUUAACCUGGGGUAUCUUCGCGGGACGAGAGAUUGUCCAGCCUACCAUUGUCGAGACGGUCAGUUUCUUGGCCUGGAAGGAUGAGGCAUACCGUCUUGGUGAAGAUUGGGCCAAAUGCCACGAUGCCUCCAGCCCCAGCAGAAAGUUGAUUCAGAGCGUUGUGGAUGACUGGUGUCUUGUUAACAUCGUGAACAAUGAUUUCCACAACACCAGCAGCCUCUUCGACCUAUUCAAGGAUUUGAAUGUGAAGGAUCUCGACACCGAGAUUGCGGUCGAGGACGGUGAAACCAAGGUUCAUCAAAACGGCGUCACGAAUGGAGUCGAAGCCACCAACGGC